This is a messenger RNA of Bursaphelenchus okinawaensis, 1338 nucleotides long. The record is from the annotation of a GenBank genome assembly. NCBI's taxonomy places the organism in Eukaryota, Metazoa, Nematoda, Chromadorea, Rhabditida, Aphelenchoididae.
AUGGCAGUGGAAGAUGUUGAGCCCACUGAAAGCAAUGUUGUUGUGUUACCUCCAUCAGAACCGUUAAAGGAACUUCAUACCACUUUGAGAAAUAAGUAAGUUUUUAUAUUUUAUUAGAUUUUUGCUUUUAGGGCUUUAAAAUAGCAAUAAAAGGCUUAAAAUGGCGAUGAAAGUUUUGUUUGAGCUGAAAACAAGGUGUUACAUGAAAAACCUUGUUAUAGAUAUCAAAUGAGUGGUUUUUGGUAAACUUUAUUGCUAAAACGAUACAAAGGGGGCUGUUAUUAUUGUCUACAGAGAAGAUUUGCCCCUCGUUUUUAUUGCUUAUGGCAGUUGAUUUUAUUCUGUAUAUAAGUCUACCAUAAUAUUUACGAAGUUCAUAUUCAAAUGUCCUUUUACUUCAACCCACAAUACUCUUUUAUAUAACUUUAUAAAUUUUAGAGACACAGAUCAUUCUGAUUUUGUAUUUUCGGCCGAUCGCCUAAUGAGACUAGUGCUGGAGGUAGGGCUGAACAGAUUACCUUAUUAUCCUUGCCAAAUUACCACGCCCACUGGACAUUCCUAUGAAGGGAUACAAUUUGCUCAUGGAAAUUGUGGUGUUUCCGUUUGUAGAAGUGGCGAAGCGAUGGAACAGGCCUUGAGGCAAUGUUGUCGGUAAGCUUUGAUACAUUAAGGCCGGGAAAUUUUAAAUUUGAAUAUUUUAAAGUAAAAUAUCUUUAUGUGGAGCAGAGGUACCGAGUUGACGUUUUAAUUACGUGUUUUUCUAAUUUCAUUUAAAAUUAGUAUAUCUGUCAAAUUUUGUCAAAAUUAUGAUAAAAGUCACAUCAUUAAGUACCUACAAUAAUAUAUCCAAUAUUUCUUGUCAGAUCAAUUCGAAUUGGUAAAAUUUUAAUCAGCGACAAUCAAAGAAUAUUAUAUACAAGAUUCAUGGGCGAUAUUCAUCGAAGACGAGUGCUAUUACUGUACCCAGUACUUAGUACUGGCGUCACCGUGCUUAAUGCCAUUUUAAUGCUCGUGAAGACUUCAAAAGUCCGGGAAGACCACAUCUUUUUGAUCACGUUGUUUGCUAGACACAAAUGUAAGCUUUUGUAUUUUGGAGGAUAUUUUACUCUUAUUAUCCGUGUUCGUAUACGGCUAGGUGUAUAUACCUACAUAACGUAUCCUUAUCUUUUAAAGAUGAGAAAGAAUUAAAAAAUAAAAGAUAAAAGGUGAUUUUAAAAACCUUUUUUUACAGGUAUUGAAGAGAUUUCUAAGCGAUACCCAAAAGUUACCAUUGUGACCAGCGAAAUAUGUGAAAACGUACCAUCGUAUUUCACCACCAAAUACUUUGGAACAGAUUAA